Molecule: messenger RNA, 1968 nt
Organism: Alligator mississippiensis (American alligator)
Lineage: Eukaryota; Metazoa; Chordata; Crocodylia; Alligatoridae
Gene: SNRNP35
Product: small nuclear ribonucleoprotein U11/U12 subunit 35
Exons: 2
Coding region: 77-925 (282 amino acids)
Biological process (GO): mRNA splicing, via spliceosome
Cellular component (GO): precatalytic spliceosome; U12-type spliceosomal complex
Molecular function (GO): mRNA binding; snRNA binding
Source: RefSeq, a predicted model, not a curated record
UUCUUUUCCCCCACCCCGCCUCUUUCUCCUCCGGCUCCUCCUCUUCCUCCUCCCGCUGGCGAAUCGGCGCCUCCCGAUGAGCAGUGCGCGGAGGGGCGGUGCGGCUGAGGCGAAAAUGAAUGAUUGGGCACCCAUAGCGAAGGAGUAUGACCCCCUUAAAGCGGGGAGCAUUGAUGGAACAGAUGAAGAGCCGCAUGACCGAGCCAUCUGGAGGGCCAUGUUGGCACGGUAUGUACCCAAUAAAGGGGUGGCAGGUGAUCCCCACCUCACCCUGUUUGUAGCGAGACUAAACCUACAGACCACGGAAGAGAAGGUGAAGGAAGUCUUUUCCCGAUACGGAGACAUCAGGAAGAUCCGCCUGGUGAGAGACUUGGUCACCGGCUUUUCCAAGGGCUACGCGUUCAUCGAGUACAAAGAGGAGCGUGCUCUAUUGAAAGCCCAUAGGGAUGCCAACAGGCUGGUUAUUGACCAGCAUGAGAUAUUUGUGGACUUUGAGCUGGAAAGGACCCUAAAGGGAUGGAUUCCCCGGAGGCUCGGAGGUGGCUUCGGGGGCAAAAAGGAAUCUGGGCAGUUGCGAUUUGGAGGACGGGACAGACCUUUCCGAAAGCCCAUCAAUUUGCCAAAUAUGAAAAGUGAUUUCUACGGAGAGGGAGCAGCGGAGAAGAGAGAGAGGAACUGGACUCGGGAUGGAACAAGGGACUGGAGAACCAGAAACCGAGACCACGAAAGGAGCAGGGACAAGAGGGGUCCAGAAAGGGAGCGAUCCUGGGGUUGGGGAGAAAGCGAGCGGGAGAGAGACCGGGACUUCAAAGAGGAAAGGAACCGAGAGAGAGAGAGGAAGGAGAGAGACAGAAAAGACAGGGAGAGGGACCGGAGCAGGGAGAGAGACCCCAGGAAGCAGAGAGAUGAUGACAAACACAGGUAGAGAAAAAAAGUAUCUUUACUGAAGGUAGGCUGAACAGUAACAUGCUAUGAGUUUGGGCCUGGAGCCUGGCCUCUCUGUAAUAGCCUGAACUAAAAACUUCUGAACACACCCUUGAAUUGUGAGUGGGACUGAUCCCCAACCCCUGAAUAUUGUUCUCGUCUCUGGCUUAAAAGAAAGUAAUUGGGAUGCUGUGAGCUUCCACCUCCAGAGGGGCACUGAUAAUAUAGUACCAUUCCCCAGGAAGUGGGGGAAGGUACAGUAUGGGUGCAAAAUGCCACAGGUCCAUUAACUACAGCAAACUUGGCUCUUCUCUCCGCCUUACUGUUCUGUAAAGGUUUUACUGGCAGUAAAGGUAAAUGAUUCCAGCAGUAAUUUGGCCUCUGGGCCUUUGAUAAACAGAGCAAUUUUGACAAGUCCCACAUGUUCAGUAACAGUUGUCUUUUCUUUGGUUUGUCUUGAGUUUUUCUCUUUUGCUACAUGUUAACAUAGUCUUUUUGUGGGAGCAAACCUUUCUCUUUCCUGGACGCCAGGACUGGUGUAAUCAGUCACCCUUAAAGUAAAAGCAAAAUCAACAUUUCCCACAAACAGGAUAGAGCCCAAUUGUGUUAUAACACAAUCCCAUUUGCACAGUGGAGUUACCCGUGUAGACACACCCAUGUAUUACUUUAGGGUCAUAGGUUCAGCCUUGGCCUGUCCGUUACGCUCAGUUUGGAGCAGAAAAAGCUGCAGCAGGCAGCAGUGUCACAUUCCCAGCACUCCAGAAAGAAGCUGGAAUGGCCAUCCCAAGCAAAAAUGCUAAGGCAGACCUUAGGAUAUUACUGGUUAUUUUAUUUUUUGGUCUUCAGAAAUUGUCUUUAAUUUGCUUUAUGUGUUUUAUGGAUGAGGAGGUAGGUGGGUAUGAGGAAAUAAAAAUUUGGGGAGAACAAUAACUUACCAAGGUCUGCAUAGUUUUGUUUUUAACAACAUUAAGGUAUUGUCAGUUGGUUGCCGGUUGUCUCAUACUCUAUUGUAUAUAGAAAAUUAAACCUUUUCUGUUUACUGUU